UAUUUGCUUAAUUGAACUCAUUACUCGGGAACAUUUUUGUACCUCUCUCCAACUGACACAUUCAAGGAAAGGGGAAAUAUAAAGCUUGAAGCCAGCUGCGGGAAACUGAAGCCAGGAGGCCAUUUUAGCCCUGUGUAGAAGCAGCAAGCUACCAUGUGCACAGGAAAGUGUUCAAAGUGCAUUGGGAUCACCCUGUUCCCACUGGCUACAUGUGCUAUAGUCUCCAAUAUUCUCCUGUACUUCCCCAAUGGACAAGUUCUGCAGCUAAGUGAGAUAACUGACCUGGUCUGGUUUUUCCAUGGCAUUGUGGGAGCUGGGAUACUGGUUAUGUUGCCGGCAUUUAUGAUGCUGGGAGCAGGUGGAGCAGGAUGUUGCGCUAACAGAUGUGGGAUGCUGCUGUCUGUGGUUCUGGCUGUGCUGGGAUUCGCAGGAGGAGUGUACUGUGCAAUCAUCUCCUCCUUGGGGCUAAUUGGGGGGCCUCUGUGCGACACAGGUGAUGGAGAGUACAUCUACCCUUUCAGGAACGACACGCUGGAAGACAAUUAUUUGUUCAAUCGGACAACAUGGAGCACUUGCAAAGAACCUGAAAACAUCAUCCUUUGGAAUAUUGUCCUUUUCUCUAUUCUCCUGGCGGUCAGUGUGAUUGAAGCUGUCCUUUGUUUUAUUCAAGUCAUCAAUGGACUUGUUGGUUUCAUAUGUGGCACAUGUAUGAGAAACCGAAAGACAAAUAUUUCUGGAAUGUGACUGAUUUACAAGACGAGUCCCGAGCUGCGGAUUCGCAUACAAUAAGGAUCCUGCAUUGCGCUGUAUUUAUGGGGGGGAGGGGGCAGUAAAGAAACCCCAGAACUUUCGGGAGUUUCAGGGGGGUAAAAUGGAUUCUUUUAUAAAGAGAUCAGGGUAGAAAAGGGUUAGAUUAUUUAGGAUCUGAGAUUCCAAAUUUUCUUCUGUCUAAAUAUUCUUGCUAAAUCUCAGGUACAGAUCAAAACGCUAAUCUCUGCAGCCCCAAGCACCCUGCUUGGGCAUAAAACACAGUGGUUCUCAGAAGUUCACUGCUUUCCCUGUGGUGCAUACGGAAACUAAACCAUUGUUUAACAUACGCUUUUAUCAGCUGCGCUGUACCAGCACUCUCUGGCUGGACGUAAAUAGCUUCAGGGCCCCGCAAAAUCUAGGCUUCAUCUCACCAGCCUAUUCCCAUUAACUUGCUAGCUGGGCACUCCCUUACUUAAAUUAGGAUCUGCAAAGAAUAUAUUGAGCGGCAUUUGAGACAGUGCAGAUGCAACUGAAGGAAAGUUUUCUGCCUCUCUCAGUCACCCUGGAGCUAAAUCCUCUUGUGCUUAUUAGGUAGCUUUCUGUCAUAUCUGACAGAGUCCAGUGCACAUCAAAAUCAGUUUUCCAGGAGCAUCUGAUAGAUACGAUAACUGUGGAGGAGCAUUUGGGGUCAACAAGGAAAGCAGGCUUUUGAGCAAGAGUUUAACAAUGCCAAGUUUAACAUAAAGGAGGAGAACCUCACCACGGUUUUGCCCUCAUGAGACUGCAUAGGAGUCUCACUAAUUUCUGCGAUAUGGUUAUCCUAGAACAGAUCACAUGGAUAAGCAGUUAACCAGUAAAGAUAAACAUUAAAUCAGUAAAGGCAAUAAUUGCAUGCAGCUUAGUAACGAAUAAGGGAUGUAAUCUGAAAGGAAAAAAAUUUCAUCAGCCUUAGUGUUACAGCAAAGAGUAAUCCCAAAAGGAAUUGCAUAUUUUGCCGUCAUCACUCAAGAUCAAGUCCUUGAUGCUAAAAUCCAUGACUAGCACAUUUCAGAAAUUCUGUCAUUUCAGUGGCUUCCUCAAAGACUAAUUCUUAGACAUGCCACUGACUUCUCUGAGUCUGCCAAACUGUGAGAUAAGUUUUAUCCAUCCUAAAUGCAGGUGUACAGUUAAGAAAAUCUGAAUUUAUAUAAAGUCCUUAGAGUCUGUUUUUCAAAAAGAGGCAUUUAUAUUUUCUCAUUCAAAAGUUGUUCAUAUUUCUAGAUUGCAGCAUAAGAGCAAGUUAUCUGAAUACAUUCAGAACUUACAGACACAGCUGUUUGUAUGCUGCAUUAGAGGGCAGCCCAAAGUCCUUCAUACAAACUGGCAAAGGAAAUGCCAGUUGUGCAAAAAUGAGUUGCAUAUAUAUACUUCCUUGGUGCGUUGUUUCACCACUAAAAGCAGGAAACUUGACUCAUAACACCUAAAAGUACAUUCUGUAAAGCAUAAGAGAACAGACAUGCUGGGUGAAGUUUGGAAACAUAACUAGCUGUAUCCAAACCCUCCAAGUGGCUUCAAAAGCUAACGCUUCAGCGGUGAAGCCUGAACAAAGAGGACAUCAAAAGAAAGCCAACUAAUUCAGCCAGGAAAGGAGUCAUGGAGGCAGCUAGAAGUGAUGAUAUGCAGCAUGUAGUCAGCCCAAGAAAGACUCCACCAUCAAAAGAAGAGCUCUGUAAGCUCUUCCCUCAGUAUUAGCCCUUGCAUCUCUGUGGCGAAGUCAGUUUGCGGUGCCAGCACUGGGAGUGGGGGAGAUACCCCCUGGCACGUUCCACCUCAAGCAAGGAAAACUAAAUGUAUUGCUGCCACAUGCAUGCUCCAAGUUGUCCUGCCCUGGGCACUUUUAGUGUCCAGUCUGUGUACUAAUCAGAAAUACUGUCUAUUCUGACCACUGUGCAGUUCAUUGACUUUAUUGAUACGUGUAAAUAUUAAAUAUUGCUAUUCUGAAAUUA
Messenger RNA from Struthio camelus australis, 2735 nucleotides. Its product is annotated as transmembrane 4 L6 family member 1. Lineage: Eukaryota; Metazoa; Chordata; Aves; Struthioniformes; Struthionidae. Gene Ontology annotation, cellular component: membrane. The record is from RefSeq and is a predicted model, not a curated record.